This is a messenger RNA of Peniophora sp. CBMAI 1063, 879 nucleotides long. The record is from the annotation of a GenBank genome assembly. Lineage: Eukaryota; Fungi; Basidiomycota; Agaricomycetes; Russulales; Peniophoraceae.
AUGCAGUCCGCAGGUUACGACGGGCUUCCGGUAUCUCCGUUGACAAUGGCAACUAUCAUGGACGACUCGCAUCCGAUGGACCGUCUUACCGUCCCGACUUUCGUGCCCCGCCACCCACUUCCCUCUCCCGGUCCUUAUGCGACGUUCAUGCCUGAGCCUGCACCACCAAUGCCAUCACUGAGGUCGAGCUACGACACAAGCUUCUACCACCCUACUUCGCAAUCUCAACCAAGAUCUCUGGGCGCGUCUGACGCUGGUCACUUUAAUUUGCCUGGGGGGAAUGAAUAUCGUAUGCCGAACCAGAUCCCUUCUCAUGGUAUGGCCCAACCCGCCUAUGGUUGGCGGCCUGAGCAAGUGGGGCAUCCGAUGCAGGGCCCUCCGCCGCCUCCGCCCCAGCACGCGCCGAACUAUGGGCCACAUGGAUCUCCAUACGCGAACCAACCGCAAAGUCUUCCCACUCUGGGGCGCACGCCUAGUACGCGCAGCACUGCCGCCAACUCGCGUCCUCACUCAAUCGCAAGCGGCCUCGCCGCCACUACGGGUAUGAGCUCGUACAUCGCGUACGGGGAGCCAGUGCCGGGUAGUAGCUCGGCGCCGGAGUUGGCUUCGCGUGCACCGCCUAGCACAAUAGUGUCCUCAACGAAGAAGGGACGGGAACGUCACGACCCGAACGAGUGCAGACUUCAGGGCUGCCGACAGCGCGUCGGGUACUACCCCGGCCUCGGAGGCCUGAUCGAGUGGUGUAGUGUCGAGCACAUGAGCGCUGGUAUGCACCAACGGGACUCGAAGCCGUGCAAGCGGUGCAAAGUCAACCCACGGCGUUGGGACAAUGACUUCUGCUGCAACGCCUGUAUGGGCUUCCAGGGCGGACGCUCCUAG